Cadophora gregata is the source of this 840-nucleotide messenger RNA. RefSeq lists its product as uncharacterized. Bases 1 to 840 code for a protein of 279 amino acids. The transcript has a single exon. Gene Ontology annotation, molecular function: DNA binding, bending. The record is from RefSeq and is a predicted model, not a curated record. Gene Ontology annotation, cellular component: nucleus. Lineage: Eukaryota; Fungi; Ascomycota; Leotiomycetes; Helotiales; Ploettnerulaceae. Gene Ontology annotation, biological process: positive regulation of mating-type specific transcription, DNA-templated.
AUGAUUGCUAACUUUCGAACAGCUUUCUACCAAAACCUCUUCCCCCAUUUGCAACAGAAGGAAGCCUCUAUCUAUCUCACGACUUUAUGGAAGUGCGAUCCAUUCAAAGCAAAGUGGACAAUCAUCGCUGCUGCGUACUCACAAAUCCGCAACACCGUUGGAAAACCACGAGCACCGCUGGACCAGUAUCUGGGCAUUAUCUGUCCGCGGAUGGGGAUCAUCGGCGUUGGAGCAUACCUCAAGCUUCUCAAUUGGACCAGCGAGCAGAACGCCGAAGGGGUUCUGAUAUUCAAACAAACCACAUUUCCCGACCUCCACGCUCUUAGCCAACGGAUUCUCCAUUCGAGCUUGACGGAAAAGGACAUUGUGCUUUUCUGUGGCUCUGCUGGAUACAUCAGUCAAGGUGUUGCCAGACGUAUUGUUGGAGCGCAAACAAACCACAGAGAGCCGCAACAUAGCCUCCUUGCUUCAGCCCCUAUCAUUGCGACUGGAAACAUCCAGAGUCCGAAUCUUGGGGCUCAACAAGCCAUUUCGAUUGAGACCAGACUUGAUGUAGCCUCAAUGUUACCUUGUCCAACCACCGAGAGCUAUGAAUGGACUGGAAGUAUGUCGGAUCUUUACCACCCAUCGGAAGGUAGUAUCGAUUUCGAUAGACUGCUUAGGAGCCACCACGUCAACCCAUGGAACACGGCCAACAUUGACGAUCCGUGUUCGUUGGAUACCUUUGUUGAGCAUGGUGUUAUGCAUGAUGGAUAUCUCGUUCCUAGCGGUAUGUUGACACCCUUGCUUUGGGAAAAUCUGCUAACUGUUGUAGUUCCGGACCAUCCAGAGAGCCUUUAG